AUGGAAAUCGAUCGUCAAGCCACGGCACUGCGUGAACCAAAUGUAUGGAAUGUGCCACCUUGGUUCAAUAAACAACAGAAUAGAUUAGAAGACGAAGAAGAAAAUCAAGAACAAAUAUUUCAAUAUUCUUGGACUAUUCCACAUUAUCAAGUGUUACAUGAUCAAACUCCAUUAGGCGAAUAUAUUUUCAGCGAUGUAUUUUCAUGUGCAUCAGGAGAUGGAUUACACACUCACAUGUGGCGUUUAAGUCUAAAGCCACAAAGUACAAAUACUUAUUGGGGUCACGUUGGUGGUUAUCUCGAAGCAUUUCAAAGUGUCAGCGAAAAAGUGGCUAAUUUAAAAUCGCGCACUGUCGCAUAUCAAAUUAAAGCUUAUCGAUUGGAACGAGAUCCAACAUCAAAUGUUGCGGAGAAAUUGGUUGAAUUGGCAUCGUCAAAGAAAACACUGACCACUUUUGAUUUUGGAACUGACAGCUCGUCAUGGGGAUACCAUAAAUUUUGUGAGACGAGAAAUAUUUUCCCUAAUGGAGACAUCUCAACUAAUGUUAAUUUAGUGAUUCGCGUAUCAAUUUGGAAUAACAGUCACCACAACAACACUCACGAGAAGGAUCUUUCAUUCUUUGAACGACUAUUUAAUGAUAAAAGAUUCUCUGAUGUUCAAUUUACAUUUGAUGAUGGGUCAACAAUAUAUGCACAUCGAGUUAUAUUGGCCGCUAGAUCAACUUAUUUCGACAAGAUGUUUGACGGCGAAUGGUUGGAAACUCAAAAUAAAAAAAUACAAAUUAUCGGAGUGAGCUUCGACACAUUUCACGCUCUACUAUACUAUUUGUACACUAAACAAAUUCCCACCGAAUUUCCAAUUGACAAUCUCGCCGAACUUUAUUCAGAAGCCAGAAUGCGUGUAUUACCUAAACUUGCACACGCGGCUGCUGGAUUAUUAGUCGAACAUGCUGGCACAGAUAAUUGGGAUGUGGUGUUUAUGCUUGGUUUGAAACAUGACGAUUCUUUUCUGCGACAAGGAGGAUUAAAAUAUGCCAUAAAGAACUGGAAUCAAGUUGUAGAUGAUGAAAAAAUCAAGCAGAUUGCUGAAAUGGGUGGUAUGAAAGCAAUUGAACAAUUAUUUUCUGCUCGAUAUUUCGGUGUUUAG
Molecule: messenger RNA, 1146 nt
Organism: Ambispora gerdemannii
Lineage: Eukaryota; Fungi; Glomeromycota; Glomeromycetes; Archaeosporales; Ambisporaceae
Source: the annotation of a GenBank genome assembly